AUGCAUCGCCCAUCCAUUUCGUACAUCUACCAUAUGCGGACUUGCCGCAAAAUCUCCAAGUUUGGGUCCCCCUUUAUUCCUUUCGUCAUUCGACCUUACCGAACUGCCUUAGGCUCUUUCCCGGGGAUCUUGCUUUUCCGCUCAGUAUACAUCUCCGUUUCUGCCCAACAAGCUACCGCCAAUCAAUUGUACAGUCAGUUCUGUCCUUUCUCUUAUCUGCAACCCAGUUCACCACGCGACUCACUUCAACACGUUAACAUCUAUGGAGGAAACCAUAUCACCCGUCAACUACUUUCCCAAUACCCAACCCUGUUUAACCAUAUCAUCCUCCAGAAGCAACGCUCCAGCACUGAAAUCGUGGCUCCUCGGCUGGGAAUCCAUGCCUUAAUGAUAGAUUCACCGAGUUCUCAACACUUUGGACAGCUGAAUUGGUGA
Messenger RNA from Linum trigynum, 435 nucleotides. The record is from the annotation of a GenBank genome assembly. Lineage: Eukaryota; Viridiplantae; Streptophyta; Magnoliopsida; Malpighiales; Linaceae.